CGGCGGGGGAGAGCGGCCGGCGGCCUUGGAGGACCCGGGAGGAGAAGGCGGCCAUGGAGAGCCUGGCUGGCUACGUCUACAAGGCGGCCAGCGAGGGGCGGGUGCUGACCUUGGCCGCCCUCCUCCUCAACCGCUCCGAGAGCGACAUCCGCUACCUGCUCAGCUACGUCACCCACCAGGGUGGGCAGCGGUCCACGCCCCUCAUCAUCGCCGCCCGCAACGGGCACGCCAAAGUCGUGCGCCUGCUCCUGGAGCACUACCGCGUGCAGACCCAGCAGACCGGCACGGUCCGCUUUGACGGUUACGUCAUCGAUGGCGCCACAGCGCUGUGGUGUGCGGCUGGGGCUGGCCACUUUGAAGUUGUCAAGCUCCUGGUGAGCCACGGAGCGAACGUCAACCACACGACCGUGACCAACUCGACCCCGCUGCGGGCUGCGUGCUUUGACGGGAGGCUCGACAUUGUGAAGUACUUGGUGGAGAACAAUGCCAGCAUCAGCAUUGCCAACAAGUACGACAACACUUGCCUUAUGAUCGCGGCCUACAAGGGUCAUGUGGACGUGGUGCGCUACCUUCUGGAGCAGCAUGCUGACCCCAAUGCCAAAGCACACUGCGGCGCAACAGCUUUGCACUUUGCGGCGGAGGCUGGCCACCUGGAGAUCGUCCGCGAGCUGGUGAAGUGGAAGUCCGCCAUGAUGGUGAACGGCCAUGGCAUGACUCCUUUGAAAGUGGCCGCCGAGAGCUGUAAAGCUGACGUCGUGGAGCUGCUGCUGGCGCAUGCCGACUGCAACCGCAAGAGCCGGAUUGAAGCGCUGGAGCUUUUGGGUGCCUCGUUUGCCAACGACCGGGAAAAUUAUGACAUAAUGAAGACCUAUCACUAUUUAUAUUUAGCCAUGCUUGAGCGGUACAGAGACAGCGAGAACAUCAUAGGGAAGGAGAUUCUGCCUCAGAUAGAAGCCUACGGCAACAGAAAGGAAUGCCGGACUCCUCAGGAACUGGAAGCCAUUCGUCAGGACCGAGAUGCCCUACACAUGGAGGGCCUCAUUGUACGAGAGCGGAUUUUGGGUUCGGACAAUAUUGACGUCUCGCACCCCAUUAUUUAUCGUGGAGCUGUUUAUGCAGAUAACAUGCAAUUUGAACAGUGUAUCAAACUCUGGCUUCACGCCUUGCAUUUACGUCAGAAAGGCAAUAGGAAUACCCAUAAGGAUCUCCUCCGUUUUGCUCAAGUCUUCUCUCAGAUGAUACACUUGAACGAGCCGGUGAAAGCCAAGGACAUUGAGAGCGUCUUGAGGUGCAGUGUCUUGGAGAUCGAGCAAGGGAUGGCCAGGGUCAAAAGCUCUCAGGAUGCCGAGCUCCACACAGCCAUGGACAACUACGAAUGCAAUAUCUUCACCUUCUUGUAUUUGGUGUGCAUUUCCACCAAGACGCAGUGCAGGGAUGAAGAGCAGUCACGGAUUAACAAGCAGAUUUAUAACUUAAUCCAUCUGGACCCAAGGACGCGGGACGGGUCCAGCUUGCUGCACCAUGCCGUCAACUCCAGCACGCCGGUGGACGACUUCCACACCAAUGAUGUCUGCAGCUUCCCCAACGCGCUCGUCACCAAGCUCCUCUUGGACUGUGGUGCUGACGUCAAUGCUGUGGACCACGAGGGGAACACCCCGCUGCACCUCAUUGUCCAGUAUAACAGGCCCAUCAGCGAUUUUUUGACGCUGCACUCGAUCAUCAUUAGUCUGGUGGAGGCUGGCGCUCACACGGACAUGACGAACAAGCAGAAGAAGACGCCUCUGGACAAAAGUACCACCGGGGUGUCGGAGAUACUCCUCAAAACUCAGAUGAAGCUGAGUCUGAAGUGCCUGGCCGCUCGAGCAGUGCGGGGGUAUCACAUCAACUAUCACAACCAGAUCCCCAAAACACUGGAAGAAUUUGUAGAAUUCCACUAGGC
This is a messenger RNA of Euleptes europaea (tarantolino), 1939 nucleotides long. It is a transcript of the gene FEM1B, whose product is annotated as fem-1 homolog B. The transcript has 2 exons. NCBI's taxonomy places the organism in Eukaryota, Metazoa, Chordata, Lepidosauria, Squamata, Sphaerodactylidae. Gene Ontology annotation, molecular function: protein binding. The record is from RefSeq and is a predicted model, not a curated record. Bases 54 to 1937 code for a protein of 627 amino acids.